GGGCGCUGUAGGCGCCGCCGGGCCGGGGCUGCGGUCCGCGCUCUGCGGGAGGCUGUGGCGCCGGCCGCGCGGCACCGACGCGGGGAGCGCGCGUCGCGCUGACUCAGCGGCGGCGUUGGCCGGCCCUCGCGCGCCUUCCCUUCCUGGGGCUCCGACCCCGCCCGCGGCUCCGGCUCGCCCGGCCGAGCGGCUCCGCGCCGGAGAAGGCGCCCGGGGACGCGGAGCGGCGGGAGCGUGCGGCGGCCGAGCCUCGGGCUGCAGGCGGGGACGCGGGAUGCAGUGACGGGGAAGCUUUUCGCGGCGGUGGCUGGCGCUCUCCUAGAUGUUUGUGGAUUCUUCUGUGGGAUCAGAGGCCAGAAAACUCCAAGUAUAGCAGCAGGGAUGGAUGAACAGGCUCUCUUAGGGCUAAAUCCAAAUGCUGAUUCAGACUUCAGACAAAGGGCCGCGGCCUACUUUGAGCAGUUAAAGAUUUCUCCAGAUGCCUGGCAAGUGUGUGCGGAAGCUCUGGCCCAGCGGACCUACAGUGAUGAUCACGUAAAGUUUUUCUGCUUUCAAGUAUUAGAAUAUCAAAUUAAGUACAAAUACUCAGAACUAACUACUGUGCAACAACAACUGAUUAGGGAGACGCUCAUAUCUUGGCUUCAAGCUCAGAUGUUGAGUCCUCAGCCAGAGAAGACAUUUAUACGCAAUAAAGCAGCCCAAGUCUUUGCCUUGCUCUUUGUAACAGAAUAUCUGACAAAAUGGCCCAAGUUUUUUUUUGACAUUCUCUCAGUUGUGGACCUAAAUCCAAGAGGAGUGGAUCUAUAUCUUCGAAUCCUCAUGGCUAUUGAUUCCGAGUUAGUUGAUCGUGAUGUGGUACAUACAUCAGAGGCAACUCGUAGGAAUACCCUAAUAAAAGAUACCAUGAGGGAACAGUGCAUUCCAAACUUGGUGGAAUCAUGGUACCAAAUCCUACAAAAUUAUCAGUAUACUAAUUCAGAAGUCACAUGUCAGUGCCUUGAAGUAGUUGGGGCUUAUGUCUCUUGGAUAGACUUAUCCCUUAUAGCCAAUGAUAGGUUUAUAAACAUGCUGCUAGGUCACAUGUCAGUAGAAGUUCUACGGGAAGAGGCAUGUGACUGUUUAUUUGAAGUUGUGAAUAAAGGGAUGGAGCCUGUCGAGAAAAUGAAACUGGUAGAGUCUUUGUGUCAAGUUUUACAGUCUGCUGGGUUUUUCAGCAUUGACCAGGAGGAAGAUGUCGACUUCCUGGCCAGACUGUCUAGGCUGGUGAACGGGAUGGGGCAGUCGCUGGCGGUCAGCUGGGCUAAGUCCAUCAAGAAUGGGGAUGUCAAGAAUGCACAGGACGCGCUGCAGGCUAUCGAAACCAAAGUGGCGCUGAUGUUGCAGCUGCUGAUCCAUGAGGAUGAUGAUAUCUCUUCCAACAUCAUUGGGUUUUGUUAUGAUUAUCUUCAUAUUUUGAAACAGCUUUCAGUGCUCUCAGAUCAGCAAAAAGCUAAUGUAGAGGCAAUCAUGUUGGCCGUUAUGAAAAAAUUGACUUAUGAUGAAGAAUAUAACUUUGAAAAUGAAGGUGAAGAUGAAGCCAUGUUUGUAGAAUAUAGAAAGCAAUUGAAGUUACUGUUGGACAGGCUUGCUCAAGUUUCACCAGAGUUACUACUGGCUUCUGUUCGCAGAGUCUUUAGUUCCACACUGCAGAACUGGCAGACGGCGCGGUUUAUGGCAGUUGAAGUAGCGAUACGGCUGCUCUACAUGUUGGCGGAAGCUCUCCCGGUGUCUCACGGGGCUCACUUCUCAGGCGACGUUUCAAAGGCCAGUGCUUUGCAGGACAUGAUGCGAACUUUGGUUACAUCCGGAGUUAGUUCCUAUCAGCAUACAUCUGUGACAUUGGAGUUUUUUGAAACUGUUGUUAGAUAUGAAAAGUUUUUCACAGUUGAACCUCAACACAUUCCAUGUGUGCUAAUGGCUUUCUUAGAUCACAGAGGCCUGCGGCAUGCCAGUGCUAAAGUGCGGAGCAGAACUGCUUACCUGUUUUCUAGAUUUGUCAAAUCUCUCAAUAAACAAAUGAAUCCUUUCAUUGAGGACAUUUUGAAUAGAAUACAAGACCUAUUAGAGCUGUCUCCACCUGAGAAUGGUUACCAGUCUUUGUUGAGCAGUGAUGACCAACUGUUUAUUUAUGAGACAGCUGGAGUGCUGAUUGUUAAUAGUGAAUACCCUGCAGAGCGGAAGCAAGCAUUAAUGAGAAAUCUGCUGGCUCCCUUAAUGGAGAAGUUUAAAAUUCUGUUAGAAAAGUUAAUGCUGGCUCAAGAUGAAGAAAGGCAGGCGUCACUAGCAGACUGUCUCAACCAUGCUGUUGGAUUUGCCAGUCGGACCAGCAAGGCUUUCAGCAACAAGCAGACUGUGAAGCAGUGUGGCUGCUCAGAAGUUUAUCUGGACUGUUUACAGACAUUCCUGCCAGCCCUCAGUUGUCCCUUGCAAAAGGAUAUUCUCAGAAGUGGAGUUCGCACUUUCCUUCAUCGCAUGAUUAUUUGCCUGGAGGAAGAAGUUCUUCCGUUCAUUCCAUCUGCCUCGGAACAUAUGCUCAAAGAUUGUGAAGCAAAAGACCUCCAGGAGUUCAUUCCUCUUAUCAACCAGAUCACCGCCAAAUUUAAGGUACAGGUAUCCCCAUUUUUGCAACAAAUGUUCAUGCCUCUGCUGCAUGCAAUUUUUGAAGUACUGCUGCGGCCAGCAGAAGAAAACGAUCAGUCUGCCGCUUUAGAGAAGCAGAUGCUGCGGAGGAGUUACUUUGCUUUUCUUCAGACGGUCACAGGCAGCGGAAUGAGCGAAGUCAUAGCGAAUCAAGGUGCAGAGAAUGUAGAACGAGUGCUAGUUACGGUCAUCCAAGGAGCGGUCGAAUACCCAGAUCCAAUUGCACAGAAAACAUGUUUUAUCAUCCUUUCAAAGUUGGUAGAACUCUGGGGUGGUAAAGACGGGCCUGUGGGCUUCGCGGGUUUUGUUUACAAGCACAUUGUGCCCGCGUGUUUCCUAGCACCUCUGAAGCAGACGUUUGACCUGGCAGACGCACAGACAGUAUUGGCCUUAUCUGAGUGUGCAGUGACACUGAAAACAAUUCAUCUCAAACGGGGCCCAGAAUGCAUUCAGUAUCUUCAACAAGAAUACCUGCCUUCUUUGCAGGUAGCACCAGAGAUAAUUCAGGAGUUUUGUCAAGCGCUUCAGCAGCCUGAUGCUAAAGUUUUUAAAAACUACUUAAAGGUAUUCUUCCAGAGAGCAAAGCCCUAAGAACUGGAUCCCCGGUGCCUAAUUCAUGAUGAGGAAUUCCAUUUAAUAAUUUAUAAGGAAGCAAUUUUUGUGUGCCAUUCACACUGGUCUUUUUAACAUUGCUUUGAGCUUAUUGCAGUAUAUGUAUUGGGAGUUUUCUGUAAAAUGGGUGUGAUUUUUUUCCCAGAAUACAGGUAUGUGACAACAAGAAAAGUUGUUUGCAUGCCAGUUCAAACUGUUCUAUGUAAAAAUGCUGCUGAAAGGUAACAGCAGAAUUAUCCUAGUACCUUUUUUUGUUCUUACUUGAAACUUUAAGCCCUUUAUAAAGACCAUAGCAGGAAAACAGUGUACUUUUUAAAAAUUGCUGAAUAUAAAAUGUUUGAAGAUUUUAAUUUUGUUGGAUGUAUGUAAACCCAUAAAGUGCAGGGGAAAUACCACAAUCAAAACUUCUUUUUCUUUUUUUUUUUGUAGAUAGCGACUACAUUCUUUACACUGUUUUAAUGCCAUUGUGUAUUCUACAAAAGAGGUGAUUUCAUAAAUUAACUGAUUUCAGAGUAGGCCCUGGUGUUAUACAUUUUUUAUAAAAAAUAAAUAAAUAAAUAAAUUUUACGUAGUGAAAUCUA
This is a messenger RNA of Sorex araneus (European shrew), 3872 nucleotides long. It is a transcript of the gene XPOT, whose product is annotated as exportin for tRNA. Gene Ontology annotation, cellular component: cytoplasm; nuclear matrix; nuclear pore. Gene Ontology annotation, molecular function: small GTPase binding; tRNA binding. Lineage: Eukaryota; Metazoa; Chordata; Mammalia; Eulipotyphla; Soricidae. The coding region runs from base 382 to 3270 and encodes 962 amino acids. Gene Ontology annotation, biological process: intracellular protein transport; tRNA re-export from nucleus. The record is from RefSeq and is a predicted model, not a curated record. The transcript is spliced from 26 exons.